AUAUGAUUUCGCGCCAAAUGGAUUUCAAACUGGAGUAGAAGCAGAGUGAGAAGGGACGCCAUAGCUGAGACUACCUCCAGAAAUCUUGUCCCAUCCUCCGCUAAUUCUCUAAAUUUCCAGCCUAACUCCAACCCUAAAGCAAGCUAAAGAAUACCACUACCAUACUGCGUCAAAAUUUCGGGCAAAUUUUACCGAGAAAGCGGAAAAAUAGACGACUAAAAUACCCCGAUUUGACAGGUCAGAGUUUAGGAUUUCGGACAAAGGACGAUAUCACCAAGAUGCCGAGAGGACCCUCCCCUGGUUCCCGUCGCGCUGUAGCGGCCGCACAGAAAAAACUCUCAGGUUCUCAGUACUUUAUUCUAUCGUCUGGGAUCACCAGCCCGCUCCAGACCGCUGAAUACUUCGUCAGCGGGUCAUCGGACGUGAAGGUUCGGGCGACCCCGCAACAAGCUACCGCCCAGCAAAGCUUCACGACCCCGAGCAAUGGCUUCGGCGAUAAGGGACCAAGACCUGCUCUAGGAAGACCUCCGGCCAAGAGAAAGCUGGAAUUAGAUGGAGGCAUUUUGGACGACACUUUCAAGUCACCAACUAAAAGUACAAAGAAGAGAGGAAGUCCAAAAGCCAAGUCGCCCCUGGAGAAGACGAGAUACGACACAUCGCUCGGCCUCCUGACUAAGAAGUUUGUUGGCCUCCUUGGGAGUUCUCCUGACGGAAUCGUGGACUUAAACCAGGCAGCUGAGGUAUUAAAUGUACAGAAAAGAAGAAUCUAUGACAUCACAAAUGUGCUGGAAGGCAUCAACUUGAUCAAGAAGAAGUCAAAGAAUCAUAUAGAAUGGAGAGGUUCUCCCAUCACGCCCAAUGGCCCGGCAAGAGUGGCCACACCUGCUGUCAUGGAUUUACACUCAGACCUUGCCGAUCUAGAAGCCAAGGAGAACCUGUUGGAUGAGCUUAUACGACACUCCAGUACCCAACUCAAGCAUCUGACAGAGGACGCAGAAAAUAAAAAGCAUGCGUAUGUUACGUACCAGGACAUUCGCAGCAUCAGGACCUUUGAGGAGCAGACAGUCAUCGCGAUCAAGGCUCCGCCAGAAACCAGACUGGAGGUUCCUGAUCCUAGAGAGAGCAUUCAGAUCUGGCUGAAGAGCAGUAAAGGCCCCAUCGAAGUCUACCUGUGCCCCGAGGAACAGAACAGCGAGGAUGCUGGGAGUUCUUCCUCCGAGACCACCGGUUCCGAGGGCUCGAGUUCAGUCAGCGGUUCCCCGUGUAGCGUAAAAGGUAGCGAACUCAAAACCAACGUCAUGUCUUGUAGUAAGGGUAGCGUUAAGGCGGAGGGUGGUAGCGAGUGCUGUAAGUUUAGCUGGAUGGGUGUAGGCGGGCAGUAUCUGUAUUGUAACGGUGGAAGUAAAAAGUGUAGCGGCUGUGUCCCUGAGAAACAUGAUGUAAGGACUGUGAAUGUACCACCAAAGGUUCAUAGUUCGAAUCCCGAGGUCAAGUUUGAAGGGCAGGGAAGUGAGGUUGUCGUCCCGACGGCGCCGUUCUUGAUGUACGAUUGUCAGGAGUUUGCUCAACCGUGGGAGGGGGGUGCAAGUUCUCUGGCUACCUUCUUUGACGGAAAUAUCACCUCCGCUCCUUCAUUUGAGGUAGAAAAUGGCGGGAGCGUUGUUGAAACUUCUGGAAGUAAACCGGUUCACACCGGUGAGGCCGAAGCACCACCUGUUGCACUUGAAACGUUUGAUGUGGGAGAAUUUCCUGAUUUUGAGUUUAUCCGUGCCUUUAUCCAUGGCACUGAAAACCCCCAUGCAGACCCCAACAUUGUCGAAAAUGGGUUCCAUUGAAGGCUUUUCUUGUUGGUGAAAUUGAAAGAUUAUAGAAGAGAGAAACGUUGAUGAAACAAGUUGUAAAUCAAAAGAAUUAUGAUUUCGAGUUCAUCCGUGCCUUUAU
Molecule: messenger RNA, 1941 nt
Organism: Branchiostoma belcheri (Belcher's lancelet)
Lineage: Eukaryota; Metazoa; Chordata; Leptocardii; Amphioxiformes; Branchiostomatidae
Product: transcription factor E2F6-like
Exons: 8
Coding region: 279-1835 (518 amino acids)
Biological process (GO): regulation of transcription by RNA polymerase II
Cellular component (GO): RNA polymerase II transcription regulator complex
Molecular function (GO): protein dimerization activity; DNA-binding transcription factor activity, RNA polymerase II-specific; RNA polymerase II cis-regulatory region sequence-specific DNA binding
Source: RefSeq, a predicted model, not a curated record